AUGGCCAGUGUGAAGGAGAGAAACGAUGCAGUUGAGUCCGAAAGGAUUCAAAAGGAAGCUAGAAGACAAUUAGCAGUGGAAAGGAGGGAGAAAUUGGGAGAAAUGGAGGCAAGGAGGAGGGAUGCCAAGAAGGCCUGGGAACAUGAGAAGC
Molecule: messenger RNA, 151 nt
Organism: Acaulospora colombiana
Lineage: Eukaryota; Fungi; Glomeromycota; Glomeromycetes; Diversisporales; Acaulosporaceae
Source: the annotation of a GenBank genome assembly